AUUAAGUAGAGUUCAGUGGAACUCUUGUUUUACUUAGUGGAAGUGUGAAUGUUUAGUGUCUAAUCGCGAACAAGCUACAAAAAUCUUCAACGUGUGUCGAAGUAAGCGUAUCUUGAUUGAUUGCACCCGCCCCAACUAAGUAGCUGAAUCCUUGCACACAAUGAAAAAGUCGUGAAGCAUGCCAGAUGUGACUGGUGACAUCACUGGACGUAGACGGAAAGUGACGUACAAGGGCGCUGAAUACUUUGGAAGUAUCUAUCUUCGAAAACGUCAGAAGUUGAAUUUGGACAUCAUGGCUACGAUUUCAAACAUCGAAGAGUCAAUGAGAAGCUUCAUAAAUGUAACGAAAGUUCGAGAGUUGCUGUCAAGACUGGAUUCCUUGAUGAAGGAAUUCAUAGAAGUCAGCGAACAGUACAGACGCACUCUGACACCCGAGGAAACUGCUUUAGAUGAUCAAGUGGUGGAUAGAGCAGAGGGUGAGGUCUAUCUUCUGAAGACCAGAAGUAUCAAGUGGUUGCGCGACGCUGAGCAGAAACUGGAGCGCGACGUCUCUCCUUUGCGUACCUCGACCAGAAGCCGCUCAGAAAGCCAACUGUCAAGAAGAAGUCGUUCAAGUAGAGCGACAAGCAGCCAAUUUUCAAAAAGAUCGACGCAAGAAAAGAUAGCUGAUGAAGCGGCGAAGCUUGCUGAGCUUCGAGUUGCAGAAAAUUUUGCUGAAAGCAAGCAUCUUUUGGCAAGAACACAGCUGCAAGAGAAAAUUGCGAAGUCAGAAGCAAAAAUGGCUGCGUACAAGACGUUCACCUCGAACCAACAUGGUGACGUCAGCAAUUACGACAAGUUUAAGGAAGAAACUUGCCGUUACAAAAAUGCAACAUUUGUGUCUAAGGACCUGAAUAACCAUCAUCAUGCUGGAGACAAAAACUAUCAAGACGCAAGUCCUAGCUUAUCACGAGCCGUUGGCGAUGUUUUUAAUUCACUUGGAAGAAGCAAUGUAUCAGCCAAUCAACCAGAUGUUACAAACUUCCAGCAACAUGAUAAUGAUGAACUACAAUCAACAUUUUCGAGGAAGCAUGAAUCAACGCGUGAUCAAGAUCUCGCGGCAGCAUUGCGAGAUUUGUUGCUGCAGCAAGGUGCCCCGACGGUGAUUUGGACAUCUUCGAUGGCAACGUUUUGGAGUUCAAGUACUUCAUAA
Messenger RNA from Hydractinia symbiolongicarpus, 1192 nucleotides. RefSeq lists its product as uncharacterized. The transcript is spliced from 2 exons. The record is from RefSeq and is a predicted model, not a curated record. The coding region runs from base 179 to 1192 and encodes 337 amino acids. Lineage: Eukaryota; Metazoa; Cnidaria; Hydrozoa; Anthoathecata; Hydractiniidae.